This is a messenger RNA of Trametes versicolor FP-101664 SS1, 1776 nucleotides long. RefSeq lists its product as uncharacterized. The record is from RefSeq and is a predicted model, not a curated record. Bases 1 to 1776 code for a protein of 591 amino acids. NCBI's taxonomy places the organism in Eukaryota, Fungi, Basidiomycota, Agaricomycetes, Polyporales, Polyporaceae. The transcript has 5 exons.
AUGGUCUCGCACUCUUCACCGCACCCCAUCGGGCCGUCAAGCUCAGACUUCGCUGAGGCAUCCGACGAAGCAUCCGACUCCGUGCUGAGGAAGCAUGUCUGGCAUGAUACGUCCGGAGUCUAUUGUGUCGGAUUGGAAAAUGGGACUCAUGAUCACCUCGUUGCACAGUUCAUGACCCUGCUGAGCGUCAUCCCGGGAAAAUUGGCAGACCGCUACGGCUACAAGCCCUUCCUCGCUGCCGGCGGGAUCCUGUGGACGCUGAGCAUGAUUCUGUGCGUGUUCGCCGCGCAGUUGUGGCAUUUCUUCGUGAUCAUACAGACCAUGGCGGGCCGGAGUACCUACCUCUACGAAGACAUCCUCUUGCACAUCCUUGACCUCGCCAGCAAGGAUCUGGUCCGCACUCUCAUGCAGACGUGCCGUAUGUUCCACGAACACGGCACAAAAUACCUCCUCAAGGACGGCGUCUCCCUCACGACCGACAAGCAAAUUAUGUCGUUCAUGCUGUUCGUCGGCAGCGACAGCGGUCGCGAGCGGCAAUGCAUUUUGCUUCUCCGUGAGCUGACAUUGUCAAGACGGCGAUGUACCGACGACGCACAAGAUUCCGACCUGGUGCAAUUCCACGAAGAUACCGCCGGGAUAUUCCUCCGUGGAUUCUUCACCGCCAUCUCUUCGUUUGGGUGCCUGCUCAGGUUGACCAUCUACGACUCCGAGGAGGUCCUGGGCUUGCAUCCUGCGCUCCCGGAGGCCAUCGCUGGGCUCCCCACGCUCACAUACCUCAGCGUCUCCUCAGCGGGGCCCUGCACGGUCAGGAUGCUGAAGGCGCUCCGCUCCACCCUGUUCUACGCCAACAUCGGCAUAGGGCCCGAACCGUGGGACAUCGGGAACGAGCUCACCCUCGAGGACCAGAACCCGAUGUGGCUCCUGCACCGCUCCCAGGACACCCUGCGCGAGCUCGACACGACCUUCUCCACCAGCGCGUCCGACAGCCCAAUAUACCCGCACGCCACCGUCCUAAACCUCGACUACUUCGACAUCCCACAAAUGCAGCACUAUGUCCGCGCGUUCCCAAACCUGCGCGUCCUCACGACCAAAGACUACUGUUCCAGGUCACGGGGGGAAAGCGGCGGCGAAGACUUGGACAUGCGGCGCGCCCAGAACCAGAACGAGCAGGACCGCCUUGGGACGUGGCCCUCGCUGGAGCGCUUCCGCGGGACCGUGACGAACCUCUACCUGCUCGGGCUCCGCUGUCCCGUCGGCACGCUGUAUCUCGACCAAGAUGGUGAGAGGUUCGACCCGACCAUGCUCCACGCGGUGCUUGGCGACGCGUGCCCGCGGCGGCUGCAGCUCCGCUUCGACGGUGGGGACUGGCUGGCCGACCCCGACUUCCUGGCAACGUUCGCGCACCCGGGCGUACAGGCGCUCAAGCGGUUCGACCUCAUCGUCAAUCUGCAAAAGGAGGACCGGGGGAUGGACAUAUCCGUCGCUUUGGACCCGGCCGUGUUGGCGUCCCGCAUCGUUGUGCCGCUGAAGAACCUCGUCGCUUUCUGGUUGUGCCUGGACUGCUCGUGGAUCAGAUACGUCACCUAUGGCGAAGAGCCUCCGCUUGAGCCGGUCGAGGAGGCCUUGGUAGGGUGGGAUAUGGAUGAAUUCGCACACCGCAUGCUCCAGGAGGUUGGCGCAUCCGCGAAGCUUCAGUCAGUCACUGUAUCCAUUCAGUUCCAUCGCACACGGAGUCAAGAGACAGUCACGAUUGGCGCGACAUCGUCUCUCAGCUGA